Messenger RNA from Rhinolophus ferrumequinum (greater horseshoe bat), 837 nucleotides. RefSeq names its product OCIA domain containing 2 (gene OCIAD2). The transcript has 7 exons. The record is from RefSeq and is a predicted model, not a curated record. The coding region runs from base 182 to 646 and encodes 154 amino acids. Lineage: Eukaryota; Metazoa; Chordata; Mammalia; Chiroptera; Rhinolophidae. Gene Ontology annotation, cellular component: mitochondrial inner membrane.
ACUUCAAGGUGGGGGUGGGGGUGCACUUGUGAGUGGCUUAGGCAAGUGAGCGAGAAGCCGCGAGCCGAGGGGGCGGAGCCAGAGGAGGAAGGAGAAGGCAGGAGAGACGCUCAGAGAAGAGAGACAUCCAGUAAAGAAGCUGAGUACACUCAACUAGAAGAGAAGCAAACAUAAGGUCAUCAUGGCUUCAUUGUCUACUCAUGAAAACCAAGAUAAACCUCCCCAUUUGCCACCACCAAGCAAGCAGAGCCUGUUGUUUUGUCCAAAAUCAAAACUGCACAUCCACAGAGGGGAAAUUUCAAAGAUUAUCCGAGAAUGUCAAGAAGAAAGUUUCUGGAAGAGAGCUCUGCCUUUUUCUCUUGUAAGCAUGCUUGUUACCCAAGGACUAGUCCACCAAGAUUAUUUAGCAGCUAACCCAAGAUUUGGAUCAUUGCCUAAAGUUGCACUUGCUGGUAUCUUGGGGUUUGGCCUUGGAAAGGCAUCGUACAUAGGAAUAUGCCAGAGUAAAUUCCAUUCCCUUGAAGAUCAGCUACGUGGGGCUGGUUUUGGUCCAGGGCAUAACAGGCACUGCCUGCUUACCUGUGAACAGUGUAAAACUAAGCACGGAUUAAGUGAGCAGGGAAGUUCCCAGCCUUCCGCCUCCUGAACUCUGUAUCUAUGGCUUUUGAAAUUUCUUAAACCUCUGAAUUUAUACACAUGUAAAUUUUCAAAUGUACUUUAAAAUAAUAUGGUGAAACGGAAACAUUAUGAUUCGCUUAUUCUAUUGAAAUACUUUCUGUGGAAGGUUCUCAAUUGAAUUGAGCAUUGUAUGUCUUUUUUAAUAUUUAAGAACACGUU